AUGACAGGGGCAGGAUGCUCGAAACUAGAUGUUCUCCCAGCGUUGCACGAUGGGACUAGCUUGACGGAUCGGGAGAUUGAGCAGCUCCUGCUUGAAGCUGAAGACCGGUUGCGCUGUCCUGACAUCAACAUCAGAGAAGGGUCUAAAUCAGUUGAGAUCCCGGCUAAACUUCCUCAAACAUCAAACCUUUCAGGCGGUUCAGUCGUCGAGCCGUAUGUGCGUGCACAGGCUGACCUUGCGUUGGUCGACACUGGCAAGUUAUUACCCCAUGCAGUCGCCAACGCUUUGCAAACUCCACAGUCGAGCCGACUCGCAGAAUCAACUAAGUAUAAGACGAAACCUACGGCAGGCAAGGAUUGGUUCAACCUUCCCAAGACCGAACUCACGGCAGAGCUAAGAAGAGACCUCCAACUUCUUCGGAUGCGCUCAGUCUUGGAUCCCAAAAGGCAUUAUAAAAAAGAAAACGGCAAAUCACAGAUUCCCACAUACUCUCAAAUCGGUACUGUCGUCGAAGGACCCACCGAGUUCUUCAGCGGUCGUAUCGCGAAAAGGGACCGAAAGAAGACAUUCGUGGAUGAAGCAUUGGCAAUCGAGAAGGAGUCGAAACGCUUUGAGGCUAAUUAUAGGAAUAUCCAGAGCGCUAAACAAAGUGGUAAGAAGGCAUUCUACAAAAACUUGCGCUCGAAAAGAAAUUUUAGAGGGAAGUAGCAUGGUUUGGUGGCUUCACGCUACCUGCUCAUCUGAAGGGUAACUCGUGGCUAUUGUAUACUUGAUAUUACUCCAGGCUUAUCAGUCUAGGAGUUGGCUCGAGUUUUCUAGUGCG
This is a messenger RNA of Aspergillus homomorphus CBS 101889, 823 nucleotides long. Its product is annotated as Fcf2 domain-containing protein. NCBI's taxonomy places the organism in Eukaryota, Fungi, Ascomycota, Eurotiomycetes, Eurotiales, Aspergillaceae. Gene Ontology annotation, molecular function: RNA binding. The record is from RefSeq and is a predicted model, not a curated record. The coding region runs from base 1 to 708 and encodes 235 amino acids. The transcript is spliced from 3 exons. Gene Ontology annotation, cellular component: nucleolus. Gene Ontology annotation, biological process: RNA processing.